AUGGAGGAGCGAAAGCUGAAGAGAAAGAAUCCCAGGACCCCCACAACCACGGCGGCGCAGGCGGGGGCGGCGGCUACAGUGAUGACGGCGACGCCGACUCCCAUAAACGGUUCUGGUCGCAAAAGCGGUUCCUCCACCGUGGGGAAGCAUGUUGGCUACAGUCACGGUGUGGGGCCCCAGUCCAGCCAGAAGAGCAAAAAUAGAAGGGGAGUUCGUGAAAAAUUGAAGUAUCAAGUGGGCGCCGGUGUUCGCGCCAGCCCAAAUCAAAAUCAGGCAGCGCCCAUCAUCCAGCACUCUUUCUUGACGGAUGUCUCUGACGUUAAGGAAAUGGAAAAUGGACUUCUAAGUCUACUGAACGACUUUCACUCAGGGAAGCUGCAGGCAUUUGGUAACGAGUGUUCCAUCGGGCAGAUGGAGCAUGUGCGGGAAAUGCAGGAGAAGCUAGCCAGCCUACACUUUGACCUAUACGGUGAGGAAGAAGAGAUGCAAGAGGACCAGAGGAAGACAGCCCGAGAUACCAACAUGGAUAGGUUGCUUCUCAAUCUGGAGGAGCUCAGUUCAUCUAUCCAGAAACUGAAUUUGACCGACAGCCAAGAGGUUCCGAAGGCUGGCAGCGUGUGA
Molecule: messenger RNA, 621 nt
Organism: Nerophis lumbriciformis (worm pipefish)
Lineage: Eukaryota; Metazoa; Chordata; Actinopteri; Syngnathiformes; Syngnathidae
Source: RefSeq, a predicted model, not a curated record